Messenger RNA from Aspergillus steynii IBT 23096, 951 nucleotides. Its product is annotated as putative GATA transcription factor (AreB). Gene Ontology annotation, biological process: positive regulation of transcription by RNA polymerase II; negative regulation of transcription by RNA polymerase II. NCBI's taxonomy places the organism in Eukaryota, Fungi, Ascomycota, Eurotiomycetes, Eurotiales, Aspergillaceae. Bases 1 to 951 code for a protein of 316 amino acids. Gene Ontology annotation, molecular function: RNA polymerase II cis-regulatory region sequence-specific DNA binding; DNA-binding transcription factor activity, RNA polymerase II-specific; zinc ion binding. The record is from RefSeq and is a predicted model, not a curated record. The transcript has 2 exons.
AUGGCAACGAUAAUGGCUGACCAAAAACGCCCCCAUUUACAGCCCGUGUGCCAAAAUUGCGGCACCUCCACCACUCCUCUCUGGCGCAGAGACGAACUCGGCUCCGUGCUCUGCAACGCCUGCGGCCUGUUCUUGAAAUUACACGGGAGACCCCGUCCGAUAAGCUUGAAGACCGAUGUCAUCAAAAGCCGCAAUAGGGUCAAGACUGCCGGCCAGGGUCCCAAACGCAAGUCCACCGGCGCUGUUGACGCCAAUGGCCUACCUACCUCGAGAUCGGAAGCGGGCACUCCUCCACUGGGAGGAUCUCAUGGAUACCGUCGCGCGUCGCGCAAGACAUCGCCGGGUCAUUCGGAUCGCUCCAACUCGCCGGUUGCGCGAACAGAAACCCCCGGCGCUUCGAUGCAUCAACCCCACGCGCCGACGCAACACAAUUCCAAUAUCGCUCCUCAACAUAUGUUCGACAGUGUGACCCUCGGAGAUCAUGGUCUCGGCGCGUCCAACGGCCUUCCAGCCACCCAACUGCGCCAACCAUCCCCGACGACAACCACUGCCGAGGACCGCCACCUCGAGUCCCCCCAGACAUACGAGGGAUUGCUCGCGGCAAACACGUCGUUGAAGACGCGCGUGAGCGAGUUGGAGUUCAUCAAUGAACUGUUCCGCGGCCGAGUCACGGAACUUGAGCAGAGCAAUGCCACUGCGCGUCGGUCCGAGAUGAUCGUUCGCGACUCGGAAGUGCGCCUCCGGCGCUCGCUCGACGACUCUCAGCGGCGGGAGGAUGAGUUGAAGCAACGCAUAGCGGAGAUGGAGCGCCAAAUCUCCGACAACAAUUCUAGCGGCGGCCCGACCGCCAACAACAACAGUCCAAGCGAACCUUUGGCCAAACGCAUUAAACUAUCCGACGUGGUCGAGCAACCGGCCGAUUCGCCCAGCAAAUCGCCCAAGAGUAUCUAA